Chaetomium strumarium is the source of this 720-nucleotide messenger RNA. Its product is annotated as HotDog domain-containing protein. The coding region runs from base 52 to 720 and encodes 222 amino acids. The record is from RefSeq and is a predicted model, not a curated record. The transcript has 3 exons. NCBI's taxonomy places the organism in Eukaryota, Fungi, Ascomycota, Sordariomycetes, Sordariales, Chaetomiaceae.
CUCGGGGCGGAUCAGCGUGGUUUUUGCCGAGUAUAUAACCCUCUUCCCAUCAUGGCUGCGGCGCGAAAGUACGAGUCGGCGACAGCGAUCUUGUCAACCCUGAGCGCCUGUAACUCGCUUGUGCCCCGAGAGGACGACUCGAAAGCUAAGGAGGACUAUAUCAACUCUCAUCCGCUUACUCGUUCUCUCAGGUCGGACCCGAACUUCACAGAGUCGCGCGACCACGAGAAAAUACCGCCGGCGUGGCGGAGGCAGAACCUGACGGGCGGCCCGCUCAUGGGGCCUGGCAGGAUAACUAUUCCGCCGUUCAGCUGGACCGAACGGGGCGGCAAGAGCUAUGUGCAGAUAGCCCACAUCGGGACAGAUCUGUGCGGCCACCUGGGAAUAAUCCACGGCGCGCUGCCCUUCAACGUGGGCAUGACAGCGAAGCUGGAGAUCAACUACAUGCAGCCCGCCGUAGCCAACCAGUACCUGGUGCUUCGCGCCACAACCGUCAAGGUUGAGGGCAGAAAAGCGUGGGUUGAGGGCCACAUUGAGACCCUGCCGACAGGAGAGGGCCAACAGCCAACCGUCUUGACGACAGCUUCUGCUCUCUUCAUCUCGCCCAAGCAAGCAUCGGUGCAGAAUGGGAAGGGUCUACCCGGUAUAACAGCACGCAAAGGCGGUCUCUCUCGCGGUCGGGCGAAGGUGGCCUUAUUGAGUGGCAUGCAACGGCUGUAG